CACUCAUCCGCACCCCCCCCCCACCACCGUACACGUCCCUCGCUCGCUCGCUCGCUCUGCUCCCCCACUCUGCACACGCCGCUGCCAGCUGCUGCUGGCUCUGUGCUGCCCUCCUGCUGGAGCAAGCUUCGCGUGCCAACCCGCUGAGACAGAGUCACUGCUCUCGCCGCCCAAAGGCUCCGGAGUACGGACGUCAUUCUCCAUGGACGCCAUGGAGAAUGAGGUGGACAUGCGCAGUGAGCUGGAGAAAAUGCAGGAGCGUGCGGACCAGGUCACAGACGAGUCACUGGAAAGUACUCGUCGAAUGUUACAGCUGGUGGAUGAGAGCAAAGAAGCUGGCAUAAGGACACUGGUAAUGCUGGAUGAGCAAGGAGAACAGCUUGACAAGAUUGAGGAAGGCAUGGACCAGAUCAACAAGGAUAUGAAGGAGGCCGAGAAAAACUUAACAGAUUUAGGGAAAUGCUGUGGCCUGUGCGCGUGUCCGUGUGAAAAACUGAAGAACUUUGAGGCAGGUGAUGCCUACAAGAAGGCAUGGGGGAACAACCAGGAUGGAGUUGUGUCCAACCAGCCAGCACACGUCAUGGACGAUCGGGAGCAGAUGGCCUGCAGUGGUGGCUUCAUACGCAGGGUGACAAACGACGCGCGGGAGAACGACAUGGAGGAGAACCUUGAGCAAGUGAGCGGCAUGAUCGGCAAUCUGCGCCACAUGGCCAUGGACAUGGGCAACGAGAUCGACAUGCAGAACCGGCAGCUCGACCGCAUCAUGGAGAAGGCGGACUCGAACAAGGCACGCAUCGACGAUGCCAACCAGCGUGCCACCAAGAUCCUGGGAAGUGGUUAAGAUCCACGCCUGCAACAUAAUGAUCAUGUGACCAGAUGGGACUGCUUCAGCCAGAUGAAGAUGCACAAUAACAUAUCUCCGCACCUGUCCAGUGAAAAUGCUCUCAACAUACGUGAGGCAGUCAAAAUACUUUAUUAACGAGAAGCGAAAAAAUAAGUUUUUUAAUCAAUUGCUAGGAUUACCUUGUUUUGAGAUCCUAUCUUUAUGCAAUAAUUAUAUACAGGGUGAUCCGUGUAUAGAUGCCUUAUUGCUUUGUCAUGGUCCGCUUACUUUAAUCUCAACAGGUGAUUGAAUAUUGUGAAAGUGAUGGCUUCAUAUCUCACAGAGGAGAGUGUUAACAUAUUACAAAAAUUAUAUUAACAGGUGGGUGGGACACAUGUGUGGGUAUCUAUAAAAGGAUAACCUUAUAUAACAUAAGUGGAUGGUUAUGAAAGAUCACCGAAUCGGAGGAGGGAUGAAUGUGAAUUUGGAGGUGAGUUUAAUCCUGAAUCUACUCUCUCGUUUCGAAAACUUUUUGGCUGCUUCCUCAUAUAAUACACAGAUACAAAAAUUACGUGUUGAAAACACCAACUAAAACAUUUCAAUUGAUUUGCUUCCACUUUACACAUCAUGAAGAAUUAAGAUAUUUCACAACUGGAAGUAUGAAUUGAGUAAAACCCAGUAAACAUGCAAAGUUGGGCCAACGUUUGGCAUGUGGUUGGAACCGUUACACCAACGUUCAAUGUUUAUUGGGUGUUCAUAGUAUUUGAAAGAAUUAUAUGAAAACGUUAUCGUAAUGUAUAGCUAUUUGUCAAUCAACUGCUUGAUGAAGGCCUCCCCAUGCCAUAUUGGUCAUGGUGGUUGAUUGACAACAGUAGCCCAUGUUGGUAAGUGCGGGAUUAGUGAAGGAGGUGUCCAGGGCUGGUUUAGAUGUCAUUAGCCACUGAUGUUAGCCGUUAACGGGAAUCGAACACAAAAUACUGGGUUCAUAGUGCAGUGCGCUUAACACUGCACCAUCACUCAAUCCCAUGAAUGUGUGUGGUGUAACUUUUCCACCUGACGUACUUCCUUGCCACUGUCCUUGAUAGUUUUCCAGCUUCGUUUAAAACAGGUGUAUAGGUUAUGACAUAGCACUGCAAGAAUGUAUAAAGCCAAGCUGUUAUUCUUGCCAUGUAUUUUUUUUUCUAAUACUGUAGAUUUGAAUUAAGUUUAAAAGGUAAAUUAGAUUUUUCCUAAAUAUAUUUUACCUCCGCCAGUACUUUGGCAUAAUCAAAUUGAUUGUAAAAUGUUGUCUCCAAUAACUAUAUACGGUGUUUAUUAUUAACCCCCCCACCCCCCUUCCCAUUAACGGUCUUGGACAUUAACAGUCUUGGACAAUGUGAAUAAACAAAGUUUUUUUUAAUGUCAAUUAGAAACCUGGUGAAUAAAGUUUGACGCAACGUUGGA
Molecule: messenger RNA, 2266 nt
Organism: Petromyzon marinus (sea lamprey)
Lineage: Eukaryota; Metazoa; Chordata; Hyperoartia; Petromyzontiformes; Petromyzontidae
Product: synaptosomal-associated protein 25
Biological process (GO): synaptic vesicle priming; exocytosis; synaptic vesicle fusion to presynaptic active zone membrane
Cellular component (GO): plasma membrane; SNARE complex
Molecular function (GO): SNAP receptor activity; voltage-gated potassium channel activity; syntaxin-1 binding
Source: RefSeq, a predicted model, not a curated record